AUGUCAGCUCCGCCGCGCAUGCUGCUCCUCUGCCUCUGGGGCACGGAGCAGUUCUGCGCUCUCCCUCCGUCCUAUGAUAAAGCCCUCGCGCUCGCAACGGAAAAGUUCCAGGUGCCCGCCACCCACAUGGUGCGCCUGAGCUGUCCAGUCCGGGAACUGCCUCAUUACAUUGCGGGAUACACCAACAACACCGACUUGUUCAUCAUGGACAAUGACUCGUACCACUACGCGUGUGCGAACAAGCACGUUGUGCGGCUCGACGUCAACAUUCACGAGAAGGUUGGCAAAGCUGGUGGCGGCGGAGGAGGUAGUGGAGGAGGUGGCGGGGACAAGGGAGGUGGUGACAAGGGCGGAAGCGACAAGGGCGGAGGCGACAAGAGCGGUGCGGGCAAGGGCAAGGGCGGCGAUAAGAAGGAGGGCGGUGAUCAGAAGGGUGGCUCGCCUGCUUCCAAGAGUGCGCCACAGACGCUGAGCGUCAAUACGACGGCGGGCAAGAACGUCUCGCUUACAACUACUGUGACGGGAGACCUGCCCAAGGGCCCGCCUGCCGGACAGUAUCUCGGCACUCUGACGGUGGAAAGCGGCACGUUUGCUCAGAACUUCCAGGGCCAACAGCUUGGCCCCAACGAGGUGCUCACAAAGUUCUACGUGCAAGAAAAAGACACGGUGCGGCUCCUCUUCCGGCCCCGUAGCGUUCGGCCGCAGAUUGACGUCCUCUUCCCUGAAGAGUCGAGUCUCGAGGUCAACGUCGCACUCAAGGGCUGGAUGGUGACGACUGCGUACCCCGAGGUCGUCCUGCGCCCGGACGCCGGCUUUACGCGCCUCCGCUGGUUCCUGCGGGUCAAGAAGGGUGGCGUAGUCGAGGACCUGCUGACCGGCACCGAGUCCCACGGCCUGUUCAUGGAGUUGCUGCCGGAAGCCGGACCGCGCCCAAAAAUCGACACUAGGCCCACCGCCCCUCUGAAUCCCGCGUACCCCGACGUUCGGCCGGUCAACGCGUGGGUCUUGCAGCAGUCCUUGUUCCUGCAACAUAUUGACCGCGUGCUCAACACCCUUGGUCUGCCACCACAGAGCCGGUCCGCACUAAUCACGGCGUGGCUUCCCGGCAUCACGCGGCACAAGAACAUUGCUUAUCGCAUCCUCAACAAGGAGCAGCUCGACCCGUCGUUGCGCCUCGAGCUCAUCCCCGCACCACAGGUCUUGAUGCGCCUCCUCAUCCUCUUCCGCGGUAUCCCUGAUGGCGAGAUGAAGGAAUGGGCCGGACGUCAAGUCGGAAGUGACAUGGGUGUUGACUGGCGUGAGACCGUGGGCUGGACACCACACCUCAACGACGAGGCGCUCUUCCGUGUCAUCGAGUAUGCGGCGAUGGAGGUGUUUGACAACUAG
Cutaneotrichosporon cavernicola is the source of this 1386-nucleotide messenger RNA. RefSeq lists its product as uncharacterized. Lineage: Eukaryota; Fungi; Basidiomycota; Tremellomycetes; Trichosporonales; Trichosporonaceae. The record is from RefSeq and is a predicted model, not a curated record. The transcript has 16 exons. The coding region runs from base 1 to 1386 and encodes 461 amino acids.